CUGGAGGAGGAGUGGGUAGAGAGGAAGACAUAACGGGGGAGUGUGCACUGUGCAGUUGACUACAGAGAGAGAGAGAAGGAGAGCAAGAGAGAGAGAGAGUGAAAGAGAGAGAAAGACAGAGAGAGAGAGAAAGAGAGAGAGAGAGAGAGAGAGAGAGAGAGAGAGAGAGAGAGAGAGAGAGUGGGAGAGAGAGCAGCUCGCCGGCCCAUUGAGGAAAGAUGGCUACAGUCACUGCAAACGGAGUGCAGCAAGAGAAUGGAUUCAGCACCACGAACAGCGCCGGCAGGAUGAACGGGCUUACCAUCGGCCAGAACACCAUUCCAAUGAAGGACCACGACGCCAUCAAGCUUUUCAUCGGGCAGAUUCCCAGAAACCUGGAGGAAAAAGACCUGAAACCCCUGUUUGAGGAAUUCGGAAAGAUAUACGAACUCACUGUACUGAAAGACAGGUUUACGGGAAUGCAUAAAGGAUGUGCCUUUCUAACAUACUGUGCCAGAGAGUCAGCACUGAAGGCCCAGAGCGCCCUCCAUGAACAGAAGACUCUGCCAGGGAUGAACCGGCCCAUCCAGGUGAAGCCAGCCGACAGCGAAGGACGAGGAGAAGACAGGAAGCUGUUUGUGGGAAUGCUCGGCAAGCAGCAGAGCGAGGACGACGUCCGGCGGCUGUUCGAGACCUUCGGCCAGAUCGAGGAGUGCACCGUCCUGCGUGGGCCUGAUGGGGCCAGUAAGGGCUGCGCCUUUGUCAAGUUUUCCAGCCACGGAGAAGCGCAGGCAGCCAUCAACAGCUUGCAUGGUGGACAAACUAUGCCUGGUGCCUCGUCCAGUCUGGUGGUCAAAUUUGCAGACACUGAUAAGGAAAGGACUCUGCGCAGGAUGCACCAGAUGGCGGGCCAGCUCGGCAUCUUCAGUCCCAUGACCAUCCAGUUUGGGGCCUAUGGCGCCUACUCUCAUGCUGUAAGUCUCAGCCCGGCGGGGGAGGAGACGCAGAUGAUGCAACAGCAAGCAGCCCUGAUGGCAGCAACGCAAGGGUCCUACCUGAACCCCAUGGCAGCCAUCGCUGCCGCGCAAAUGCAGCAAAUGGCAGCUUUCAAUGUCAACGGCCUGGUGGCUACUCCCAUGACACCGUCCUCAGUAUAUCUAUUUGCAGGCACCAGCACACCCCCGGGCAUCUCUGCCACAGCCGUGCCAAGCAUAGCCACCCCUAUCGGGGUCAACGGAUUCAGUGCCCUCCCGCCUCAAAGCAAUGGGCAGUCCGCCUCUGAGCCCAUCUACACCAAUGGUAUCCACCCUUACCCAGCACAGAGUCCAACGGUGACCGACCCUCUCCAACAGGCUUAUGCUGGCGUCCAACACUACGCAGCAGCCUACCCUGCCGCCUAUGCGCCAAUCAGCCAAGCGUUCCCACAGCAACCAACCAUCAUUCCCCAGCAACAGAGGGAAGGGCCAGAAGGGUGCAACCUGUUUAUUUAUCACCUGCCCCAGGAGUUCGGAGAUGCGGAACUCAUGCAAAUGUUCCUGCCUUUUGGCAACGUCAUCUCUGCCAAAGUCUUUGUGGACCGAGCGACCAAUCAGAGCAAAUGUUUUGGCUUUGUGAGUUUUGAUAACCCGUCCAGUGCUCAAGCCGCUAUUCAGGCCAUGAACGGCUUUCAGAUAGGCAUGAAGAGGCUGAAGGUGCAGCUAAAGCGGCCAAAGGAUGCCAACCGACCUUACUGACUCGUCUGCUGUCCAUACCCAGGAUGAAGGGCCACAACACCUUAUUUCCACAAGUGCAGUAAAAGUACAAAGACUUCUUGCUCUGCUACAUAUCAUGAAGGAAGCGUGGUCCCUUGAUCCUGCUGGAAACCCGCUGAAAGAUUGGGUGACUGAGAGAGGGAUCCCAGAGUUGUUUUUUUGUUUGUUUUGUUUUUUGUCUUUUCUUUCUUCGCAAAUGCCUCUUUUUUCCCUGUUUUGCUUUGGCGUCUGUGAAAGAAGAUUUUUUGCAGAGACCAACUUUUUGCUGCUGUUUUUUAGACAUGAUGGGAGAAAAAAACAAACCUUUAUAGAAACUCAUUAUGCUCAAAGCAUGCAUACUGACACAGGAUAUAGAUAAACACACACAAACACAGAUAACAAACCAAACAUACACAUUUAGAUGCUACACUUAAAAAAAUGAAAAAUGAAAAAAAAACUACUUUGUACAUGUAUAAAUACGUGCAAAUGCCAACUCAAGUACUGACGCAAACACAUGCGUGCGUGCGCACGCACGUACACACACACACAACACACACACACACACACACACACACACAAACAAACACACACCAGCCUGCUGCCAUUUUGGUUUUUGUGCCUACACAGGUGUUGUGCUCUGUGACAGGGCAAGCUCUGGAUCAAAGAAGAAAACGAGAAGAAGAGGAGAGAAGAGGAGAAUCCAGGAUAAUUUACAUGCAUCAUUCCUUAGGAAAUAGGGACCAAAGGACUAAACGCUUUUUAAAAGAAUAUAAAUAUAUAAAUAUAUAAAUAUAUAUUUAAAAACUCAUACCUUGUAGCUGCAAGUAUUACAAUUUACUCGUAGUCAAAAAAAUCAUUAAAAUCAAUAUCCAGUGGCCUACUGUAAGUACGAAUAAAAGAAAAUGGAAAUAAUGUAUAAAAAAAAAAAAAAAGACAUGGCAUCGUAGUAUAGGGGCUGAUCUUUUGCUCUGGAUGCUGAUUUAGCACCAGGUUGUAGAAUAGUAGAGUAGAGUAGAAAAAAUGUAGAUUUGCUAACUUUUGCUGUUGUUUAAAAAAAAUACUUGAAGUCGUAAUGAAAACGGGGGGGGGGGGGACAUUCAUCUGCCCCUGUACGCAACGAGUCUCUUUUUCUUGGAUGUUAAGGUAUCAGCCACUGGAUAUCUCGCUCAUCAUAAUGUAUAAGUCACCACACUCUCUUGACAGCUAUGAACAGACUGUUCUGGAAGAAGAAGAAAAAAGAAUGACAAGAGAAGAAGAAAAAAAAGACAGAACUUACUCAUGUCUGUGCUGGACAGGGUGCAGACGUUUAAGGCUUCUCACUAGCCUUCUUUGUUCAAGCGACAAUCCACUGUAAAGACCAAGCAAAAUGGACAUGGGGGUGUCUUUUGUUUUUUUCUGUUUUUUUUCUUGACCUUUUGUAUUGCAACAAGGAGUGUGAAUUAUGAAGCCACAAAUUGUUAAAGGGUGAGGGUUCUACUAAGAGAGAUGGACAAAUGCACGGUUAUGAGGGCAAUAGAAAGGGAGGAAUAAGGCGACAGCUACUGAAACUGCCAGCAGAAUGAACUCAGUAUACAAAUGAAAAAGGCCCUUAUGGCAUUAUGGAAUUCUGUCAAAAAACAAAGUAUGCCCGUAAACAACCGGGACUUAUAUAAGUGACAUGCCAAGGAAAUGUGUUUCCACUGGAGCUGCUGCAAAACUCCAGAUUGAGAAAAAUUGCCUCUUGUCUCUCGGUAGAUACAAACAAACAUUUAUUUGAAGACAAACUCGAUUUACAGUAUUGAUGGCAAAGGAGUGCAGGCUUUUAGAGCUCAUUUAGCUCUGUCAAAUAUAAUGUAAAUUCCACUAUUAACAUGUUCCCUGACCUGCUUCUUCAUAUAUUAUACAUACAGCCUAUGGGGGAAAAAAAGCUACUGCUUAAACAGACUAUAUCUAAAUUAGAUAUACUCUUAGACAUCAUUCAGCUCACUUGUAGCCUCUCUGACAAUGACGCCAGGCAGGACAGAGUAAAGCACUCCGGUACUGUCACGUCUUGAUUUAGAAUCCUGUAGCCUUUAUUUUGACUGUUUUAGAGCUCUGGAUGCAGGCUCUUCUCUAAAAGCAGAUCAAUAUGUUUGGAAUGAGUCUAGAGGGAGGAGCGAUGCAGUUUUAGUCACUCUGAACACUUCCCAAUUUUCUCUGUUAAACACCAGCUCACAUCCGUACACCAGCCCUUUGAGCGCCGGCAGCUGGCGGCAAGAGGCAUGGCUGGGCAAGAAGGAGAAAGGGAAGUGAAGAGAGGAAGUCAAUAACCAAACAUGACAUUGAGAUCCUUUAAACUGAUGCUUUUAAGAUGAUGCCCAAUGAUUUAAUCAUGAAAAUCUGAAUUUGAUAAAGCUCCUGGUGACAAACAUUAUCUGUGCUGUAUGCUAUAUGCUUUUAAAGAACAGGAUUAAAGGGUUCAAAUAUGACUGGGGUACCUUGGGCUCCAGUCCCACCAAUUCCUGUUUGUUACCGAGACUCUCCUCCUUGCCGUUCCCUCCCUCUUUCUCCAGCUUUUUCUUUUUGAGAGAAACGCAGACAAGACCUAUUCCGAAUCACUGAAAGAGGGACCGCUAAAAAUGUGCCAGCAGAUUCUUCAAUGCACUAUUAUUCUUUGUCAUUUGCAUAAGCAGAAGGAUUUGAUAUCAGCGUGCCAUCUACACCCUCUCUAUCCCCUGUCCUAAGAGCACCCAUGCCUUUCCAAACCUCAGCCCAACUGUUCAGCAGCUCUCCCCUUGGAACAGCAUUUUCGAACCUGGCUAAUGUCUGUGCUCACUACCCUUCAAUUAUCUCCUGCACCGUAUUAGACAUGCUAUUUCACCUUUCCCUCUAAUCACACUGUAAUCACCAGCCUCUAUACAUUAGCAGCAACCAAGUGAAAAAUCACCAGGAUAAUCACUUGGACCAAAUGACGGGAGAGAUGGUCCCCUGCAUGCACAUGGAUGACAGAAGGAAGAUUAGAGAGAAUUAUGUUUGUGCGCACUCCCUGGCAAGGCUGCUGACAGCUGACCUGGCACCAAUAACACUGUCGAAUUUAACCGAAGAGGCGAAGGAGGACGUGGGACAAAACCUUCCAUAUCAUAGCAAGGUGGUAAUAAUAUAAAGUAGAUUGACAUUACUGAAACUUAAAAGAGACAGCAGGAUGAAAUUAAUGCUUAUAAUUGGUUUUAAACCAACCAUCUUGCUGGAAAUCCUCAAUUCUGUAGUAGCAGCUGCAGUGAGCCCUGCGUUACGUGCUUCUUCUUUCAGCAUGUAAUUGUAGCUCUUCCGAAACCAACAUUUUUUUUUUACAAAAUAACUCAUGCUACACUUUCUCUCUCUUGCUUGUAUCCCUGCUGGGACACCGGCAAAGCACAGUAUUGUUCAGGGCUGAAAAAAUAUUUGUGAAGCACAGUAGUUUUUCAGAUUCUAAAACGAUGCCAGUUACAGUGACAGCUUUUUAAAAAUAAAAGUAGGGUAAAAAUCCCAGCCCUCCUCACUCAGCCCUUGUCGGACGUUAGGUGGAAAUGCAGGAAGCUACAUAAAUUGUAGUGCCGUGAAGUAGGUCAAAACAAAGCCAUGUUCUGCAAACCGUUUGUGCUCAUUAUUCAUGUGAAGCUGAACUAAUCGAUGGGAAAUCUAAUGUUCCAUGAGCAAUGAAAUUUCCUGUGCUUGUCUCGGCCAUCUUUAGAAUACAUUCUGCGAGUGAGGCUCCGUCAGGCUGAACAUGAACCUUGUCUUGUAUCAGAUGCUGUACUAGUUCUUACUGCUAAUGGCAGGUUGAGUCCCCAAUGAGCCAAAACCCAGCCUAGCCUAGUAUCCUGCUGUCUGCUUGGCUAACAGUGCAGUGUUCAUGUAGCAUCUCUGCUAUGCCAGGGCUAAAUUAGGCAUUGUGAAAUCAGCACUUCAACACUUUUAACAAGGGAGGUAAUAACUGUACACCCCAGGGAGGAUGUUACUAAAGUGGCAUGCAUUAAUAUCAGAAAUAGCUAUGAAGCUCCAAAACGAGAAAAUAUUGUUUGUAGACCUUUCCAUUCCCCCAUUUAAGGACAACAGCCUCAGCCUGCCCGGCUUCCAGCCUCAGUCUGGUCUUUAGUCUAGGCCAUGUUUCAGCUCUAAGAGCAGUGACAAAUGUCAACCCAGCAGGCACUCACCAAGCUGUUGCCAAAAUUUCAUUUUUGUCCUCUAAUUUACAAAAAGAAUGUCAUUUGGAAACACAUUAAAUGAAUGAGUAUGAAUCAAAUUAAUUGUGAGAGUAUAACAUUUAGCAUUCCGGGAAAAACUUACAAGGCAAUGUCAGACAUUAUGUCCACACCCUCAAAAGCAUAUAGCUUUUCUUCUCUGUGGCCAUACUGCCUUCAUUUAGCAUCUCACAAAAAGUGGUUUGGAGCACAAGUUUAGCCAGUUCUCUUGCACUGAGUAUUCAGACCACUUGCUUCUCUGCCACUGAUGCAUGUACCCAAUCUGACCCUGUAUCAUUAAAUGAGAAAUUGGGGGUAAAUACAUAGUAUACCCAUUUCCUCAGUUGCCACUACACCACUGCUCAUAAGGUCAGUCCUCUAGAGGAUCAUGUAUCCUUAGAGGGCCCCAGCCAAUGGCGGGCCGAGCAGCAAACUGCUAGAGCAUGUCUACAAGUAUCCAAACCCCUGGGUGCAUAACACUCACCCUAAAAUAGCAGUGAUUUUCAAGGAAAGGAAGUGAAAUGUAAUUGACUGAAACUGGAGAGAUAAUUAAAGGAACCUGUUGGACAGAAGGGAAGAAAUUAAUGCCUCUCAUUUAAUAGCUGCUUUGGAAAAGAGCUUUUCCGUCAUCUCACUUUAGCACAAGAGAGGGUUUUGCUGUGGAAAUGGGAUUUUGUAUGGAAAAAGGUGGAGGUGGAAAUAGGCAUUGGUUGGUGGGGGUGCUGUGUGCUAAACUGAAACUCCACAAAAUCACUCCCGAUACUCAGGGCAUCAGGCGCUAUGAUGUCAUGAUUAGUGGAGAGGUUCAGAGCCUUGCCUUACCCUGAUCCUGAGGGAGGUCGAGCAGAAUCACAAAUAUGAGGUCAGUGCUGUAAAAACGCGUCCCAUCGUAGGGAUGCUGAGCCAGCAGAAGGGCUGAUGAACCACCUAAAUUGUGCUUUGGAUUUAUAGUAUCACCAUCCAAUUCCAACAAGUAACAAACAAAAAAAAGAUGCCAUCUUCCACCCACAAACGCAAUUAAUCGCUGGAGGUGUGCGAUUAUGUUUAACAACACGGCUGAAAGUAACGAAGACAAAGACUUUUUUUAUUCCUUAAUGUAAAUAGCCUAUAAAACACAAAACAGAGGACAGUUGUAUAGCAGCUUGUGCUAAGAAGCCCAACUCUGUGGGACAAUGAUGUCACUAUAAAAUGUAUCCACAGUAGUGCAGGGAUCUAGGAGAGAUUUAGUUCUUUUAAGCCCCUAAAGUUUGGGCUCUGAACAUGCAUCCUACAACCCUAAGCAUCGGACCAAGGCUUAGACAGUAUUUGACUUAGUGUCAAACCUAAGGCACAGCCCCGGAGUGAUCCGUUAAUUAAGAUUCUGUGUACACCGACAUGUCAUGAUUUUUUUUCUGACAGAAGAAAGAUCGCCUGUGCGGUAAUUGGAUUAGUCCGAUUGGGGCUGAUGAACAGAUAUGGCAGUGACAGUAGAGUUUGUCCAUCCGCAUGCUUACCGCUUGACAGUGCGACAAAAAAGCAUCAGCCACCAUGACAAAGUUUGGCCUUUACAAUUCAAGGAAAUUAGUUUCACAAAAUGAAACUCCAGGUAACAGUUUGUUCAACAUGUACAUAAAUAACUUUGAAAUCAAACGUUUAAUACACAUGGUGGAACCCACGUGUAGGUGGUUAGGCUGAGACUGGAGGAAGGGGAGAAACAAGAGAGCUUAUUGUUGACUCCAGCAGAGCCCCCUGCCAGCUUGACCCAAUCUGCCACAGCUCUCCUGACCACACAGCUGCAUAACUCCUGUACAUACAAUAAAGCUUAUUUUUCAAUUCUGUUGAACCUUCUUUAUAGGCCGUACAAUAGAUCAUGUUCAAACGUUUAAAAAAAAAAUUUAAAGAAUAGUUAAUAUAUUUCAGUGAAACUAAGAGAAGGAACCUAUGAAAUAAUUUAUCCAAAACAGAAGAUGAAAUGAUGUUAUUUCUUGUAUAGUGAAGCACUGAUGUUCAAAAAUGGGAUUUUAUACUCAUGUUGGUGAAUGGUUCUUUAAUUUCACUCUUUUGUUUUGUUAUUAUCUACUGAAGCUGGGAUAGACCCAUUGUCAUGAGAUUUAUUGGGAUAUAUUCUUUGAUCACUUCACUUUUGUCUGUAUUUUUUUGGCCACACAAUCCCUGUAUGAAAUCCCUUGUGGAUGGGCAAGUUCAAAGAGAUUUCUUUGCUCACUAAAAGCUUCUAAAUCAAUACAAAAAUUAACAAACUGCACUGUAAAAGGAUGAUUGAUGGUACUGGUCAAGUGGAUUCAGAAAAAGUCCAUUGCACAACUGAGUUCGAAUGAAUCAGCAUUGCAUGUUCAAAAAGAAUCUCAUUUGAAGCCUUUUGUUGUUUUGAGAAAAACAAACAAAAAAAGACCCCCAAAAAUAUCAAACUUUGCAGUCAGAUUGGUUUUGAGACCGACGCGGUCAUAUCUCAUUGUCUUAAAGCCAUGGAUGGUUUCCUGGAAUGUUCUUCCUCUUGUCUAUCCCUGUCACAAUGUAAUUGUGUUGUUUCUUUUUUUUUUUUUUAAGGGUUGUUGGUAAUCAUUGAUAUAUCUCUGAUUUUCAUCUUCUCUGUUCUUACCUAUGGGAAGUUUCUUCCACAGUUUUUUAUGUAAUGUGACUCCGUCCAUUGAAGACAUUGUACCAACAGUAGAUAGUGCACCAUUGCUUUACUCCAGUCAGUCUGACUUGUUAAUGUGAGGAGAGAAUUAUGCCUUAAACCCAGCCUAUUCUCUCUGACAGUACUACCUGUGAGCGAGGUCAGAUACACUGUAUUCUGGGGAUGCCAAAUGUUCUAUCUUCAAAAGGUAUAAAAAAAAAAAAAUCUGUUGUAAAGACAAACACUUUUGCCAGAGUCAGUUUUGCCUCAAGCCCAUUCUGACACAAAUAAGGAUGUGGUCAUCCACCUCCAUUUCCAUUGGUUACAAGGACCAAAAUGUAAACAAACUCAGCUAACUGAGCAGUUUGCUCCAAUCAAGCAUUCAAUGAGAGCCUUUAAAAGAAUUCACAUUUAGUCAUAGGUGGUUUUGCACCAUUGAUCUUUGUGUCAUGAAUCAUUACAUUCCCAGCUUCACUAUCUCUUCAUUUCGACAUUCAUUAAAUCAUUAUAUAUUUGGGUAUUUAUAUUCAUAAUAAAUGGAAUACUCUUUUCUUUUAUUAUUUGACUUCAACAACCUGUUUUGUUUUUUUGUUUGAAACAGAGAUGUAAUUUGAAAUAGCGUUGGCUCGGGUCCGUUUCCCUGAUUCGGGGUGAUAUCUCCCAUAGUGCUCCUGAACUCUGUAGUUCUCUAGUUCAUUAUAUUCUGCUUAGACUAAAAUAAAGCACAGUCCUGUAGAAGAUU
Messenger RNA from Perca fluviatilis (European perch), 9243 nucleotides. RefSeq names its product CUGBP Elav-like family member 6 (gene celf6). NCBI's taxonomy places the organism in Eukaryota, Metazoa, Chordata, Actinopteri, Perciformes, Percidae. Gene Ontology annotation, cellular component: nucleus; ribonucleoprotein complex; cytoplasm. Gene Ontology annotation, molecular function: mRNA binding. The coding region runs from base 219 to 1712 and encodes 497 amino acids. Gene Ontology annotation, biological process: regulation of alternative mRNA splicing, via spliceosome; mRNA splice site recognition. The transcript is spliced from 13 exons. The record is from RefSeq and is a predicted model, not a curated record.